Molecule: messenger RNA, 1587 nt
Organism: Actinia tenebrosa (Australian red waratah sea anemone)
Lineage: Eukaryota; Metazoa; Cnidaria; Anthozoa; Actiniaria; Actiniidae
Product: proteasome inhibitor PI31 subunit
Biological process (GO): proteasome-mediated ubiquitin-dependent protein catabolic process
Molecular function (GO): proteasome binding; endopeptidase inhibitor activity
Source: RefSeq, a predicted model, not a curated record
CGCAGGGUUUCAAGAUGGCGGAAGGAAAAAUAAAAAAUUUACUGCGUUUAUCAAAAUUAAGAGACAAAUAUGAUGCUCUCAUCUUAGCUACUCAUGCUUGCUUGGUAGAAAGAGGCUACAGGUGUAUUGGCUGUGGAGAAGAGAGAAAUACCGAAGAUGAGUUUGACUAUGGCGAGACCCUUCCUCCUGAAUGGAAUUCUCUCGAUGAUAUUUACGCUUUACAGUAUCGACAAGGAAAUUCAGGACCCUUUUAUAUUUUCAAAGCUUUGAGACUGGGAAACAUGAUUGCAAUCUAUGUCAUGGAAGAAGAUGAGUCAAAAGUUCAAGAUACUACAUUGAAUGUCGAUGACUUUACAUCAAAUGAAAUGGAGUACAAUAAACUUGAUCAAAAUCCACAGCUGAUGUUCAACAGAGCAUAUAAGCACCUACAGCAGCUGAGGGCAAAACUUAAUAAGGAAAUAGUGGAUAAGUUUGCUAGUGGUAGGACUACAUCACAUAGACCAAAGGAGGAGAACCAAAGAAUUAAAAAAGAACAAAGAGAACAGCCUAGAAGUGUGUUACAGGAUGAUCCCCCACAUCUUCAUCCUAGACAGCCUCCUGAUUUUAGAGAUGAAUGGUCACCACCAGAAGGAACUUUCCCUACAUAUGGAGAUGGGGAUAGAUUCCCAGGCCAUCCAGGUGGUGGUGGUAUGAUAAUGGAUCCUUUCAGAUCUGGUGACUUGCCAACUUUACCAGGUUCAUCAGCCACACCACCUGGACAAUUACCAAGGGGUUCUGUACCUCCUGGAGCACGGUUUGAUCCAUUUGGUCCUGUUCCACCAGGAGGCUCAAGACAAGAUAGAAGAUCAGGGCCAUUUGCAGGACCUGAUCCAGAUCACCUUCCUCCCCCUGGCUAUGAUGACAUGUUUAUGUGACAAGUAUGCAGUAUCUCCUUCCUGCAGGGUCGUAUUGCAAUAAUACUGGAAAUUAUACUUGUAGUCAGCCAGUAAUGUAAAAUUAUUGUUGUUUAAAAGAGAAUGUUCUUAUGAAGAUUUUGAAAUUGUCCAUUGCAGCUGAUAGCUUUUUUAUGUAGCAUAUACGAUGGCAUUGUCAAACAAAGCUUUUCAACUUUAAAAGAUAUUAAAAAUAUGUAAAAUGAUUAAUUUGACCAAAUGCUUGAUUGAUAUCACAAAGGUCAUUAGGUCAACAUGUAAGUCAACAUUUCCAAUUGCAUUCUCGUAUAUUAUUAGUAGGAUUGGAAAAACUAUCACAAAGUAAAAAAGACUGAAUAGAAAAAGAAAACACCAGAGCCUUUUUCGAAGCUAACACAGAGUGGCUUGGGUGGUGUAUUGAUUGCUAAUGCCUCAUCUUUUACUGCUGUGAGUUCAAUGUGUCAGGUAGCUGGUUAUAGCCCUGCAGACGCCACAUGUGAAUUGAGUUUGUUUGAUGUGUUGUUCUCUUCAUUACCACAAGGGUUUUUCUCCGGGUUCUCUGGUUUUUCUCCCUCCAUAAAGAUCAACAUGUAAGUUGAGCCUUGUGAGCAUAAAAUAGUGCCAAUAUUACUAUAAUCAGCCUUUUUUAACAAAUAAAAGAUAAUAUUAUGAUUUA